GUUGUCAUUCGACCACUCGUCCAACUCGAAGUAACCGUUCACCUUUCACUCCCAACACUUUACUAUUGUGUUGUUCUCUUUUACUGUUUUCACUCGUCUGAUAGUUUCCCAAAGCCCAAAGCCACACAAUUCGAGCGCCAUUCUCGGUUUGCCGUGACUGCGCACCCCCAUCCUCACUUCAAGCUGACUGCAUUCCGCCAGGAUGUCCACAAUGCAACACUUCGGCAAGGGCAUCGUCCGUGUUGCAAAGAACUACACGAAGGGCUAUUCGGACGUACAAGCUAAGGUCCGAGACGCCACAUCGAAUGACCCAUGGGGGCCUUCGGGCACACAGAUGAACGAGAUAGCUCAAAUGACAUACAACCAGAACGAUUUUGUAGAGAUUAUGGAAAUGUUGGACAAACGUUUAAACGAUAAGGGCAAGAAUUGGCGGCACGUCUUCAAGUCGCUAACUGUUCUUGACUACCUCCUGCAUGCCGGGUCAGAAAACGUCGUCAUCUACUUCAGGGACAACCUAUAUGUCAUCAAGACUCUCAAGGAGUUUCAGUACAUCGACGAGUACGGGAAGGAUCAGGGAGCCAAUGUACGACAAAAGGCAAAGGAUAUCAGUAACCUGUUGUCAGAUGAAGGUCGCCUACGCCAGGAGCGUCGCUCAAGAGCCCACAUGCGCGAUCGGAUGGUUCGCGGGGCUGGCAUACCGGAGGAAGACGAGAACGAGAACAUCCGCAGGAGGAGUCAAAGUCUCCCAUCACGCCGAAUAAACGGCGACGACGAUGAACUUAAACGUGCCAUCGAGGAGAGCAAGCGAUCUCUUGCCGAGGAACAGGCUAAGAAUAACCUCACAGCCGAGGAAAGAGACUUGCAGGCAGCCAUCAAGCUCAGUGAAGAGGAGGAGAAGAAACGUGCCCAGGCUAUCGAAGAAUCGAACCGCUCCGCCCUCUUCGAUGACCAAAAUCAACUCAUUCCUACUGCUACGUCAACAAAUCCCUUCCCGCUUGUUGAUGCAGGACUUCAGCCACAGUUCACGCAAGCUCUCCAACCUCAAUACACAUCAAUACAACCUCAGUUUACGUCUUUCAAUCCCUAUCAGCAGCAGGCGCAACAGGAAGCUGCACAGGCCGAAUACUUGCGUCAGCAGCAGGAGUGGCAAGCAGCUCAGCAGCAGCAGCAGCAGCAGCAGCAACAACAACAACUUUUUUUGCAGCAACAGCAACAAGAACAGUGGCUACAGCAACAACAAAUGGCGCAACUCCAGCAGCAGCAGAUGCAGGUCCCACAGCAGCCUCUGAUGGCGCAACCAACUGGCUUUGGGUCGAACAAUCCGUUUGCUCCUUCCCCAUCCAAUUUCUCUCAGGCGUCUUCUCCUGGCCCGCAGGCCUCAGCACCUGUCUCGUUCAAUUUGCAGGGAACGUAUUCAAAUGUCAACGUGCCGUCUCUAAGUGUAUCUCCACCGCCAGCCUCUCAGUCUGCACCACCUUUGAGUAGCGGCCAAGGCGCGCAAAGACCUACAAGGGCAGAUCAAGAACAUGCCCACCUUGCGAACCUGUUUGCGAACCGAGAUGACGGUACUGAUACGUUCGGAAACAUUGGUCCCUUGCGAUAUGGUCAGCAAGCCGGGAAGUAUGUUCACAGCCAACCAACAGGCUCAAGUUCAGGCUACAAUCCAUUUGCACAUCAGCAACAACAGCAACAGAACAACAAUGAACAACCGUUUUUCUCUAUCUAAACCUCCGACCCAUCUGCCUUGUCCUACAUUGGAUUUUCUGGCGUUCCUGUCUCUCCUUACUUGGCGACCACAUAUGUACUAAUCGGACGCAAGCGAUACCCUGUCCCUCCUUUUUUCUCCCGCUUAUCCGCUUCUCUCUUCCGUUCCUUACUUGCUCGCUACUUUCUUGUAUGAAUGUUAUUCCGUUUUCGUAGGCCCAUCUCUUAAUUGUCUUGUUUCUUGUCGCCCUGAAUCGGGCGCCGCAACUGCCGGAAAGGUGGUGAACACUACCAGAUGACAAAAGCAAUUUGUAACAUCCAUAGUCAAUUCUCAGUCUCCAGUUGGUUCC
Molecule: messenger RNA, 2054 nt
Organism: Somion occarium
Lineage: Eukaryota; Fungi; Basidiomycota; Agaricomycetes; Polyporales; Cerrenaceae
Source: the annotation of a GenBank genome assembly